Messenger RNA from Setaria italica (foxtail millet), 2022 nucleotides. Its product is annotated as protein DETOXIFICATION 14. The transcript has 7 exons. Lineage: Eukaryota; Viridiplantae; Streptophyta; Magnoliopsida; Poales; Poaceae. Gene Ontology annotation, biological process: xenobiotic detoxification by transmembrane export across the plasma membrane. Gene Ontology annotation, cellular component: membrane. The coding region runs from base 240 to 1718 and encodes 492 amino acids. Gene Ontology annotation, molecular function: antiporter activity; xenobiotic transmembrane transporter activity. The record is from RefSeq and is a predicted model, not a curated record.
ACGACGACGACGGGGGGUGCCGUACGUCGCGAUCACGAGGACUCACUCGACACCGUGCCGAGACCGGCCUAGAGGUCUGAGACGGGCAAACACGCACUCGAGAUCGCCCGGUCCGAUAAGUAGCGCGCGCGGCCGCGCGCACAGGCACAUCAAGAUAUCGAUCGGUACGGCUCCGAGCCUAGCUAGGCGCGGCGCUCGAGGGGUCAUCGGGGGAGAGUGGCGGAGGCUGGCCGAUCAAGAUGGCCGCCGCGAGGGAGGACGGCGAGGCCGCGCUGCCGCUGCUGCUGCCGCGGGCGGGAGCGGGCGGUGGUAAUAAGGAGGAGGCGUCGUCGUCCUGGUGGAGGCUGUGGGCGCGGGAGGCCGGGCGAGUGGGCUACCUGGCGCUGCCCAUGGUGGUGGUGAGCAUGUCGCAGAACGUUGUGCAGGUGUCCUCCAACAUGAUGGUCGGCCACCUCCCCGGCGUGCUCCCGCUCUCCUCCGCCGCCAUCGCCACCUCCCUGGCCAACGUCACCGGGUUCAGCCUCCUGAUUGGAAUGGCAAGCGCACUGGAGACACUAUGUGGCCAAGCCUACGGUGCAAAACAGUACCAUAAACUAGGUGUAGACACUUACAGAGCAAUAGCCACCCUCCUGGUGGUCUGCAUCCCACUCUCACUUAUCUGGGUGUUCAUGGACAAAGUCCUGGUCCUCACAGGACAGGACCUCCUUAUCUCCCAUGGAGCCGGGAGGUACAUGAUCUGGCUGAUCCCGGGGCUCUUCGCCAACGCGGUGAUCCAGCCGAUCACCAAGUUCCUGCAGACGCAGAGCCUGAUAUACCCUCUGCUGCUGUCGUCCAUCGUCACCAUGGCGAUCCACAUCCCUCUGUGCUAUGUGAUGGUGUUCAAGACUGGAUUUGGCUACACCGGCGCGGCUCUGACGACAAGCAUAUCGUACUGGCUGAAUGUGGGCAUGCUUGUCGGGUACAUCGUGUUCUCGAGUUCUUGCAAGGAGACACGCACACGCCCGACGAUCGAAGCCUUCAGGGGGGUAGACGCGUUCCUGCGUCUAGCUCUGCCUUCUGCACUCAUGAUCUGUCUUGAAUGGUGGUCAUUUGAGCUCCUUAUUCUAUUGUCAGGAUUUCUACCCAACCCAGAGCUGCAGACCUCAGUGCUUUCGAUCUGCCUCACAAGUGUAACAUUGCUCUUCACUAUACCUUUCGGACUUGGAGCUGCUGGGAGCACACGGGUGGCAAACGGACUGGGCGCUGGGAACCCUGACGGAGCUCGAUCAGCAGUCCGCGUCGUGCUUUCCAUGGCGGCGAUGGAUGCGGUCAUCGUGGGCGGGACUCUUCUAGCGGCACGGCGCCUCGUGGGCCUCGCGUACAGCAGCGAGGAGGAGGUCGUAUCUUUCGUCGCCGCCAUGGUUCCUCUGGUCUGCAUCACUGUUGUGACUGAUAGCAUACAAGGAGUUCUCUCAGGCGUCGCCCGAGGGUGCGGCUGGCAACACCUGGGCGCGUACGUCAACCUCGGCUCCUUCUACCUGCUGGGGAUCCCCAUGGCGAUACUCCUGGGCUUCGUGCUGAACAUGGGAGCGAGAGGGCUUUGGAUGGGUGCCGUCUGCGGCUCCCUGUCACAGUCCACGUUCAUGUCCGCUAUCACCUUCUUCACUGACUGGCCCAAGAUGGCUGAGAAGGCUAGGGAAAGGGUGUUCAGCGAGAAGUCACCGGAGGCUGGGCCGUGAUGCCUACUGGAGUAGCGGCACCUCUACAUUUACAGUCCAAUUUUGCAGGGGAGGCGUGAACGCGUCUGUUACUCGGAAGGGAGAGGGAAAUGAGGCCAAUUCACGUUCCUUCGUAGUAGGCAAACGUGGUUCUUGCUCGUUAUGGCAAACGGGCCAAACCAUGCCCGUUUACUCGUCAAGGCAAAGAGGGUUCUUGCUUUCUGCCUCGUUUUCCCACGAUUGAUUUUUGUAUACAUGAAUUCAGAGAAAAACGGAAUCAUAACUCUUAUUUUUAAAUGUGUAUUGCACGCAUGGAAUCCGUCAC